Formica exsecta is the source of this 2165-nucleotide messenger RNA. RefSeq names its product early endosome antigen 1-like. Bases 726 to 1436 code for a protein of 236 amino acids. The record is from RefSeq and is a predicted model, not a curated record. The transcript has 3 exons. NCBI's taxonomy places the organism in Eukaryota, Metazoa, Arthropoda, Insecta, Hymenoptera, Formicidae.
AUAUUAAUUAUUUAAUAUAUUUAUUAUACACAAUCUAAAUGAUACAAUAAACAUUAAAUAGUCUUCGGUUAAAUUAAAAUUUAUGAAUCUCCAGAUCAUAAAGUUAAAUGACUCAAAAUAUAUCGAGAGAUUUAUUACAUUAACGCAUUCAAUUUUAAUGAAAGAUUCUUGACUGUUGAUUAUAAAUGUAAAAAGCAUAGAAAAAAAUGAGGCACCCUAUAUAGAAGUGUUAUUACGAGAGAUCGGAAUCAUUUUGUUCCCAUUUUAAGUAUCUAUGUGACCUAUCUUUCUAUUUCUUUUUAAAAAUCUACAACGGUACAGAGAAUUUAUAAGAAAGAAAGAGAAAGAGAGUGAAAGAGAAAGAAUGGAGAAUUAAGAGAUAUUCAUAUACACUCUAUUCGAGUACUUUAGAGAUAAAAAUAAAAAUAAAGUGAACAAUAAAAUACAAAUGCGAUUAAAAUUUAUAAAAUUUGAAAACAUCACAUACUAUUUUAAAAAAUCGCAAAUUUCCCGUGUAGAUCUCCAUUCAUAUUUCAUAUUUGGUAAUUACAAUUUUAUGCAAUUACAAUUUAUUAUACAAAUCCUUGAAAGUUAUCUAAAACCUUCCAUCUGCGUCCUUUAAGUUGAAGUUGGUUACUAACGUGAAAAUUAAAGUAGAGUAUUCUUCAGAUUCUACGUUAGUUAACAAUUAAUUACGUUUUCAGACGAUAAUAAUAAUUGCAAUCAUGGAUGAUGAUACGAAGACAUCGAAUAUACAAGAAAUCUCUCAAUUAGAACGACAGUUUGGAGAAAAGCUAUACGAGCUGCAAAAUAAUACGGAUACCCUGCGGGUGAUGCAAAAGGAACUUCUGGAAACUCAUCACGCUUUAUACAAUACGGAGUCAGAACUCGAAAAAGAGCGUAGAGUUUCUCACGAACUAAAAAUGCAAUUGAAAGCGGCUAUGAAUGCAGUGAACGAAUUACAGCAACAGCAAACGAAAAAUCAGGUCGAGAGCGUUCAAUUACAAGUCAAAUACAAUGCGAUGGCGAAACAAUACGACUCUCUGAUGAAUCAAGCCACGACCGCUAAAGUGCACGAGACCGAAUGUAAAAUUAAAAUUCAAAGCUUAGAGGAGAACUUGCGUCAGAAGGAGAUGAGCAACAAGAGAUUGGAGCAAACGUUAAAUGAACUGGAACAUGAUAAUUUGCGCACUAUUACCGCUAUCGAUCAGAAAAUCACGAAACUUUCACAAGAGCAUCAAAAUCUGCAAAAAUCUUGCGAAGCGAUUAUCGGCCUUAAUCAACGCUUACAAAUUCUGGAUAUGUGCACACACGCGAUACAUAAAAAGAAUGAAGCAAAAAUUAAAGAUUUGGAAUAUAUGCUAGCUUCAAUGUCGGUCAGAAAUGUAGAAUUCACAGAGAAGCUUGUAAAAUAUAAUGUUUGUCCAGAAAAAUAAAUAUUUACUUCCACAAUCUAUAUGAAAAAUAACAGGAUAGGAUUUUUUACUAAUAAAUACACUGAAACAUGUGUGUAUACAUGAUUAAUAAAAAAUGUAUUAUAAUAAUCGUUCGUAUAUUUAAAUAUAAGUUGAACAAAUUCUGAUGGUAAAAAUGCAAACUUAAGUCUUGCAAGUAAAAAUAUAAACUUGCAUAUCGUGACAACCAGCAAUUAAAAGAGAUUUUCUGCUACAGAUUCUUAAACGCGCGCGAAUCUACCUCUAUAAAAUAAUAAUUCUACCGGAAAACAAACCUCGCGUCUUUUUUUUUUAAGAGCCUUUACACACAGGACACGUCAAUGUGUUACGCGUGCUAAAAGCAACGUGCUAACCAAUUAACCUUUCGUUCUUACGGACAAGUUGUAAAUCGAUUAGCUAUCGUGUCAUUUUAUCACGCAUAAUGCAUUGACGUUCUAUGUGCAAGAGCCUUUAGACUUAAUAAAAUUCUAUGACUAUCUGUAAUAUAACAAAAUUGUCUAUAAAGUUCUUGUUCAAUUCAUCACAAGGCAUUUUAAUUACAUCAUAGUUAAUGCUCUAGUACACUUUACGUUUUCCCGUUAAUUUUGUGAAAAAGCUAUAUCUGCUUAAUAACAGUAUAAAAACGAUUGUGAUAUCUAUACUGCUUAAUCUUAUUUAUUUUUUUAAUUUUUAGUCGUUCUAUGUGAUGUUGCAUGUGAUGUGUGAUGUAUG